AUGCAGCUCACACUGAACUUGGUCGCCACGGGCCUAGGGCUUCUCGCGCCCGGCGCUGAAGCGCUUCUUCGUUUCUCGUGUUCUCAGCUCGUAGUCGAGCGUCUAGACCCGCUCGUGAACCCCGGCGUAGUAGGAACGCCACAUGUCCACCAGAUCAUCGGCGGCAAUGCCCUCAACGCAUCCAUGGAGUAUCCCCGAGUGGAUAUCCCUAGCGAGGCGACCUGCACGACCUGCACCUUCGCCGAGGACACAUCGAAUUACUGGACCGCAGUCCUUUAUUUCCGUGCGCGUAAUGGAACUUUCAAGAGGGUCCCGCAGAUGCCCAACGCAGGCUUCGAGAGCGCCAAGGGGGGCAUGACUGUCUACUACACGCCGUCCUACUCCGGGGGCAAGGUUACCGCUUUCCAACCUGGCUUCCGCAUGAUCGUCGGAAACCCGACAUACCGAACAGAGGAACAGGCUAAGAAGUUCCGUCAACUCACUUACACUUGCUUGGAUAACAUCAUGACGCGAUCGGGCGAGACGCUGUACUUACCGAAGAAGGUCUGCAAGGCCGGCAUCAUGGCCAACAUUCGCUUCCCGACUUGCUGGGACGGCAAGAACCUCGACACAGCCGACCACUCCUCUCAUGUCGCGUACCCCUCUAGCGGUACGUUCGAGAACGGAGGGCCUUGCCCGUCGACGCACCCAGUCAAGAUCCCGCAACUCUUCUACGAGGUUAUCUGGGACACGCGGGCCUUCAACAACCCGGCCGACUGGCCCGAGGACGGCUCGCAGCCCUUCGUCUGGAGUUACGGCGACCCGACCGGAUACGGCAACCACGGCGAUUAUGUUUUCGGCUGGAAAGGUGACGCGCUCCAGAAAGCGAUGGACUCGAACUGCAAUAUCAACUGCCCCCAACUCAAGACCCAGUCUAUCCAGCAGGCCAACCAAUGCACCAAGCAGACCGUCGUCAACGAGGACAUCGAUGGCUGGCUGACGGAACUCCCUGGCGGGAUGCCAGUUACCGAUGCAACUGGAAAAGUCAUUGGUUAA
Hypoxylon fragiforme is the source of this 1035-nucleotide messenger RNA. RefSeq lists its product as uncharacterized. The record is from RefSeq and is a predicted model, not a curated record. The transcript is spliced from 5 exons. NCBI's taxonomy places the organism in Eukaryota, Fungi, Ascomycota, Sordariomycetes, Xylariales, Hypoxylaceae. Bases 1 to 1035 code for a protein of 344 amino acids.